Messenger RNA from Alosa alosa (allis shad), 1134 nucleotides. RefSeq names its product centromere protein X (gene cenpx). Gene Ontology annotation, cellular component: FANCM-MHF complex; Fanconi anaemia nuclear complex. Gene Ontology annotation, molecular function: protein heterodimerization activity. The record is from RefSeq and is a predicted model, not a curated record. Bases 181 to 423 code for a protein of 80 amino acids. The transcript is spliced from 5 exons. Gene Ontology annotation, biological process: replication fork processing; resolution of meiotic recombination intermediates; kinetochore assembly. NCBI's taxonomy places the organism in Eukaryota, Metazoa, Chordata, Actinopteri, Clupeiformes, Clupeidae.
CUAAUAAGUCUUGUUUUUGAUGAAGGAGCCGAGACAGCCAUUCAGUAGAAAGGCGGGUUCGUGUUUGUGGAAACAAACAAUAAAAAGCAGAAAGUCAACAACGUUGUAAGAUUAGUUAUUAGGGGUGAUAAGGCAUACUACGCAAUUCUGGCUUAGGCAAGUUCGUUUUCUGCGUUCACCAUGGCAGAUCAAGUUGAAAUUGAGUUUAAAAAAGAAACGAUAAGCAAACUUCUGGCUAAAUCAUUCAAAGACAGCAAAACUAAAGUGAGUGGCGAUGCUGUCAUCCUGAUGUGUGAGAUCUUAAAAGUUUUUGUUGAAGAGGCUUCUCGAAGAGCCAUAAAACAGGCCACUGCUGAAGACAGUGAGCAAGUGGAUGUUGAGCAUUUUGAGAAGGUCCUGCCUCAGCUGCUCCUUGAUUUUUAGCCUGGCUGGCACAUUUUCACUGAAGGGCCACUAGGUGGAGAUGUUCCGUUACAGUCGGUCCUCUUGUCUGAAGACAGACACAGACCUCUACCGCUGAGUGGACGACUGCCAAACAUAUUUAUGUUAGUUAGAGCAGGCUGUUAAAAAUAGGUAAAAGGCAUCUGGUUUUUGAGUCAUAGACAUUUGUAUUCCAAUUAAUUGUCAAAGCUCAUGAGGAUUUAACGGCCAGCCACAGUAGGAUAUGGAAAACACAUACACACACAACAUUUAGGGAAUGCAAAACUUUGUGGAAAGAGUGAUUUUUAUAAGCUUUCUGUCAGUUAAAUUUAUCCAUCAUCACAUAGAUGAAAUUUAUACAACAUAAACUUAGAAGUAAUUAUGAGAACUAUUAAGCAUAUUUCUUCUGCCCUCUGAUCAUAUGUCCCCACUCAGAUCCUUUCCCUCAAACUUCAAAGUAUGAUGCAGACAGUAUCCAUAGCUACAAGAAAUAGUCCAACCCACACAUAAAAGAAGGGUUGCAACAGAUGUAAUUCUAAAGCAUCAGUCAUGAUUAAGGCACUGGUUUUUAACUGCAUUAUAUGAGUAUUAUACACAACUGUAUGUAUAUUCAACAUGUUAGGUUUGUUAAUGGUGUUGUUGUGGAGAGAAGAGUACUCUUAAGUUGAAAAAUGAUAAGCUUAUUUAAACAAAUAAAUGAUAACAUAAAACAGA